Messenger RNA from Rhopilema esculentum, 1989 nucleotides. RefSeq lists its product as uncharacterized. The record is from RefSeq and is a predicted model, not a curated record. NCBI's taxonomy places the organism in Eukaryota, Metazoa, Cnidaria, Scyphozoa, Rhizostomeae, Rhizostomatidae.
AUCUUUUUGUGAUAUGCGAUGAUCAGGCCAUUUUUAAAUUGCAGAUGUUCAUUUUUUAGCGUUUCUCUCUUGUUGCCCGUUGGCUUUAGCCUGGGAGGCCAUUCUUUCACUUGUUCUUGUAACUUGCUUUGUUGAAGCGUGCCAUUUUGCUUCACAAUAAACUUUUACUUGUCAACUUCCUUUGCCGAUUGCAACGUUGAUUGAAAUAAAGUGAUUUCUUCUUCACUGAAUUCUGAAUGCAAGAACAAGUUUUAUUUAUUCAUAGCCUGUUCUUUAGCAGCAUGACCAUGUUGUUAGGUGUAUUUCAAAGUCGCGGUGAACACAGUGGACUCAAUUUUCUCCUGUGGCUUGUGGAGAUUAACCUUGGGCAGAACCGCUGAGGCAGCUGACCAGUGUUUAGGCCUUGCUACUUGCGUAGGCCAAAAGAUUACCAAUAUUCUUGCUUGAUGACAUACGUUUAAUAGUGGAAGCUCAAACAAUUUGAACGCAAUGUUGAGGAUCACGGGGUGGACUUAUUGCGUCUGGUUUCUAUUGCUGCACAUCUCUGUAUUGCUACAUAUAUCAGUCGUUGAAUCUGUCAGCAAUGCUCACUGUAUUGCAGCCAAUAACCGAAUAAAAGCAAUGAGGACUGGAAUGGCAGCUGCUAAACCUGACUAUUGGACUCGUCUUAACGAAGACCCAGUUUGUGUACAUCCUAAAUAUGAAACACCAGGAAGAUUUCAAAGUCCGUACGACGGCUUCAUUGGAGGUAUCAAACUGGUGCAUAUUUAUGGCAGGGUCACUUGCAACAAGCUUUAUCGUCACUAUGAAAACUUCUGGGGCUGCAAUAGAGAUUUGCUAAAGCCACUUGGGAUUUUUAUCACAGACUUGCACAAGAGGAUCUUAUUUAAUCGCACUGGCAGCGACCCCCCUGGCAAUGUUCAACUGCCUUGGUAUUCGUCCAGUCUCUUCGAUGGUGCAUCAUCCGAGCUCAUAUUCAACCGCAUGAAUGAUCCACUCUACGUCAACCAGGAUUUCAAGUUGUUUGCUUGGUACGGCGAAGACCUGAUUAAUAAAGAUGAACGCGAGAAUGACGGCCAAACUUGUGUUGAUGUGUAUGCUCAUUUUGUAUAGGUGAAUCGCCCCGCAUCCUAUUAUUAAACUAACUUAAGCUUUCUAAGCUUUUUUAAUUUCAAGAUGCUAGUUAUUCUAUAAUAUUUUCUUGUUAUGACCGCUCCAGCUCUUGUCCCCCUAAAAUGUGUCUUGUAAGUAAAACACUCUAGUGGAAGCAGUACUUUUUUACUAAACUUUAAAAAUGCCCAAGUUUUAAAAAGGGACUACAGGGUGUUGGGAUUUUUCAAUAGUAAAGGUCUCUGUGGGUGUGCCGUGAGCAAGGGUAUCCUUUUUAGAACCUUUUUCUAGCCAAGGCUAUACUCUUUUGCAACUUUGAUCAAGCCAAGGUCUAGCCAAAGGUAUUUGAAAUUUUUGGCCUGGGAAGCGGCCAUUGAAAGUAGGAAUUUCUUCCCGACAAUCUAUUUUUGUUGGUGAUAAACUAGUAAAUGAAACCAAUCGACCUUUGACAUUUCUAAGUUGAAACCAACAAUUUCGAAGUAGCCCCCCCCCCCCUCAUGAAAGGGACUGCCUUGGAAUUUGUUAAGGCUGCUGCUGGUUGUUGAGGCUCAUUUUCAUUCUUUAAAGACACAGGAGGCUCGUGUUUUGUUGCUUCUCUGAGCUUGAGAUCUUACUACAUAUCUUUUAUGUUAGAUAGCGGAAGUUUUUUGCCUUUUUAAGGUCGUAAGAAAUAUAGCUUAUGAUGCCAUGGAGAUCUUGAACUUAGAUUAUCUAAGUCUAAUGCUUAAAUCAGAUCCUUAACAAUAUGUUUCAAAUUAUUUUGUUAUCAAGACAAGUAUUGUCUAGAACCUGAAUAAAGCUUUUUCUACUUGAAAACUAAAAUCUUGAGCCUCACAUGAAUAGCAUUUAUAUAUUACAGUAACAUAUUUUAUAAAAGUC